Molecule: messenger RNA, 1311 nt
Organism: Parastagonospora nodorum SN15
Lineage: Eukaryota; Fungi; Ascomycota; Dothideomycetes; Pleosporales; Phaeosphaeriaceae
Exons: 3
Coding region: 1-1311 (436 amino acids)
Biological process (GO): fungal-type cell wall (1->3)-beta-D-glucan biosynthetic process
Cellular component (GO): fungal-type cell wall; cytoplasm
Molecular function (GO): 1,3-beta-glucanosyltransferase activity
Source: RefSeq, a predicted model, not a curated record
AUGGUACACUUCCUUGCGACUCUGGCUCUUGCGGUGACCGCGGGCUUGAGCUGUGUUAGUGCUAUUCCUACGAUUUCGGCAAAAGGCUCCAAAUUCUUUACCAGUGAUGGAAACCAGUUCUACGUCAAGGGCGUCGCGUACCAACUCGUCCCCGAGGACCCGCUCAUCACCUCGUCGCAAUGCUCCCUGGAUGCCAACCUCAUGAAGACGAUUGGAGCAAACUCGAUCCGCGUAUACCACGUCGAUCCCAAGGGCAACCACGAUGCGUGUAUGAAGGCAUUUGCCGAUGCGGGCAUCUAUGUCUGGCUGGAUCUCGACACGUUCAACACGCAAAUCUACGAGGCUGCGCCGCAAUGGAAUAGUAGCCAGCGCGAUGCUUUUGCCCUCGUCAUGGAUGCGUUCCACUCGUACGACAACUUGGGUGGCUUCUUCGUUGGAAAUGAGGCUAUCACUACUGCCAACGGUUCUGUAACCGCCCCUUACGUCAAGGCCGCAGCCCGCGACCUCAAGGCCUACCGCGACUCCAAGUCUUACCGCAAGAUCCCCGUCGGCUACUCCGCAGCCGACAUCGCGAGCCUACGCCCCAUGCUCCAAAAUUACCUCGCCUGUGGCACCAAUUCGUCCGAGACACUCGACUUCUUCAGCCUGAACUCAUACUCCUGGUGCGGCGGCUCUUCCUACAUGCAAUCCGGCUACGACCAGCUCGAGAAGAUGAGCGAGUCCCUACACAUUCCCAUCUUCAUGUCGGAAACCGGCUGCAACACGGUGCGCCCGCGCGACUUCAAGGACCAAGAAGCCAUCUUCGGCGACAUGGCCGACACGUGGUCCGGCAGCAUCAUCUACGAGUGGAUUGAGGAGGCGAACAACUACGGUAUCGUCAAGUACGGCGACAAAGUCGACCCCGCGAGUCCCCGCGCGCCGCCUGAUGGCUUCCCGCGCAGCGGAACCCCGAUCCCCGUGCAGCCCGACUUCUCGAACCUCGCGAAUGUGUGGAAGACGCUGAGCCCGAGCGGCGUUAAGGAGAGCGCGUACAACCCCAGCCAGGCGCCCGUGUCGUGCCCUGCUUUCACGGCGGGUGCGUGGGAAGUUAACCCUACUGCUGCGCUGCCGACUAUGGGUCAGGUUCACAACUUUGCAUCUGGUGCGGCUUCGUCUACCGAGCGCGCUGCUGGUGCCACUGGCGGUCCAACUGGAACCUCGACUCCGGCUCCUGCUGGCUCGCAGGGCGCGGCGGCUGAUAACCUUGGUCGCGACCUCAAGCGCUCGGCUACUGCGGCUGCUGGCGUGUUGGCGCUUCUUGCGUGGUUGUAG